AUGUUUCGUGACUUUUUGUCUGGAUUGAUCACAAUUAAGGACGUCGGCCCAUGGAUUCAGCGGGACAUUGAACAGGCUAAGGAGUGCAAGGCAGAUGCCAUGCUUCAAGCCCUCCUACAGCGCGCGUCUUGCGCGCCGGAGACGAAACAGUCCAAGCUCUUGCAAAAGCCUGAGUGCCUCAAGGCAGUUCUGUCGGGACAUUUACUCUUCUGGCGUCGAGACAGCCCUGAAAGAAUAGACCACGAGCAGAUGAAGAUUUACGGGAUGCGUGCUCCUGUCCCCACCGUGGAUAGACGCAAGCAGGCUCAUACGGACACGCAUGCAACGGUAGAGGCACAAAAUCUCCCGUGGAAAAAGUUUCUCGCUUGUAGCUAA
Molecule: messenger RNA, 375 nt
Organism: Suillus bovinus
Lineage: Eukaryota; Fungi; Basidiomycota; Agaricomycetes; Boletales; Suillaceae
Exons: 5
Coding region: 1-375 (124 amino acids)
Source: RefSeq, a predicted model, not a curated record